Molecule: messenger RNA, 2224 nt
Organism: Anopheles stephensi (Asian malaria mosquito)
Lineage: Eukaryota; Metazoa; Arthropoda; Insecta; Diptera; Culicidae
Product: tetraspanin-9
Exons: 7
Coding region: 687-1493 (268 amino acids)
Cellular component (GO): membrane
Source: RefSeq, a predicted model, not a curated record
GCAAGUCUACGCUCAGCCCUUGAGAAGCGCGGUCGUGAAGGUAGCGUAUGCGUUUUGUUGGGUGCAUCUCUGUAAGCGUCUGAACGGCUGUUGUGUGCGUAUGUUUUUUUGUUGUUGUUGUUUAUACCAUUGCAAAAAACCUGUUUUCCGUUCGAAACCUAUCCGUCGGAUGUGCUGCUCGUGAAACGUGUUCAGAAUUGAUCGUUCCCUUCCCUGUGUGAUCUGACCACAGAGAGUGUGCCAAGCAAAAAGAUUUGGGUCUGCGGAACCUGCGGUUAGACACAGUGUAGAAAGAACGCGUCCUCUGCAGCUUGGUGCACGGUUGAUCGCCCUAGAGUAUUAUUUUCAAGCAAAAUGCGAUAGUUCCAGGUCCUCGAAAACUUUCCGUUCAUACACAGGCGUGGAAUGUAGAGAAAGCAACGAGUUAAACAACUGCUGCUGUAAGGAAUCUUAGCUUCGCCAGAUAAGCUAUCGUUCUUAGUGUACGACACUCUAAGCAUCGGUGUCGUAGUUUAGACACCAGCUUCACAAGGUCAUCUGCUGGUGUCGAGAUAGUGCCGCCGACGAUCGGGACUGUAUCGGCCAUCUCUGCAGCGACUAAGCACCGCACCACAUUGCAAUCCACAUAAAACGUGAUCUUUGACCGGCAAUCAUCAACAUUCCGCUAACAGACGAUCUCUUUCACCAUGGGGUGCGAAUGUGAAUCAUGCAUAGCGAGAACGCUGCUAACCGUCUUCAAUUUUGUGUUAAAUCUCCUAGGAAAGAUCAUGCUCGUCGUAGGAAUUUGGCUGGCAAUAGAUAAGACAUCGUUAAUAGCGUUAAUGAGAAUAAACGAAAGAGAUCUUGAGCAUUUCACGCAACCGGCAGUGAUAGACCAGCUAGCUUAUCUGCUGAUUGUAAUCGGUUUGGUGGUGUUCUUCAUCACCUUCUUCGGUUACUGUGGAGCGAUACGGGAAAGCCAGUGUCUUCUAACAACGUACGGUCUACUCCUGUUCGUAAUCCUUAUGGCAGAGAUGAUUGCCUUCGGUCUAGCUGUUGCGUAUAAGGAUCGGCCGCGAACGGCAACCAAAAACUACCUCCAGUCCACGAUCUCCAACUACUACACGAGCAACGAUAGCAACCAAACGGACGCUGUAACGCUCACGUGGAACUACAUGAUGUCCGAGCUGCACUGCUGCGGUGUGGACGAUUACCGGGACUUUGCACUGUCCGAGAAGUGGAAUGAGAGCAAAGGGGAUAAGCUUAUACCGGCGGCCUGCUGUGUGCAAACGGCCCUUUUCCAGCCGCAGGACAAAAACUGUCCCUUCGCCCCGACGGAUUCGAACAGCUACUUCAAGAAGGGAUGCUACGAUGCGCUCACCGACUGGAUCAUGUACAACCGCAACCUGCUCAUCACCGUUGCCAUCGCGGUCGGCUUAACACAACUGGUGGCCAUGUUCCUGGCAUUCUACCUAUGCAAAUCGAUCGAUAAAUAUGAAGGAAUGCGAUUGUAGAGCAGCAUCGGCAGCAUGAUGCGCGCACGUCGCACCACAUCAUCAUCAUCGUCAUCAUUAUCAUCAUCGUUGCAUCACAGACCAGUACUCAUUGUGUGAGGUCAUGUCGUUCUAAUCAUUUUCGUACGAUAGAACGGGGUUAAUGUGCACUUCCGACGGCAACGUUAACAUACAACUGGACCGAACCGCUGCCAAACCUGCCGGAAUCCACCAGGAAUCUCGUGAAUUGUUAGAUUGCUUAGUUGGAUCCCACCCAUUCAUGUGCGUUUUCAGUGAUUUGAGAAGCGUUCGUUGCGUUUAAAAGUGAUCGCCAUCGCCAUGAUACAGUACGACGCGAAAUCCUUUCACAUUAAUUGGCGAGUGUUUCGCUUUGGGCUAGAAUUAAUAUCAUAUUUACUCUUUUCUGUCUGUACUGUCCUUCUCGUCUGGUGGCGAUUUUAGCACCCUUUCCAACAAAUAGGUACUACUUUUUAAAGAUUGUGAUUGCGUCAAAGUCUAUUGGGCCGAACUGAACAGAAUGAAGCCGCGAGAGAGAAUGAUCAAGUUUUGUUUUUGCGCUACCGGAACCCUGUCUGGCAGAUGCCAGGGUUGUGCGCGCUCGGCACAGCGGUCGCUGGUAUCGGGCAUCGUUUUACGCCUUACAACGGUCGCUACACCCUCUUUGAUGAGUUACAUGUUUUUAAGUAAAGAAAAGUAAAAUAAACGAUUUAAAAGUGAUCGCCGAGAAAUAA